UUCGUUUCCUGAUUAUUGAGAGGCAACGUUGCUUGGGAAAUAUAUUCAAACCAAACCCAAUUGCCGUUCGCCUUUCUUAGGGUUUCAUUGCCAUCUCUUCUUGCUUCCCUCCUCCGAGGCUCUCGCAAAAUUGGCCUCUGGUAAAAUGAAUACUAGCAGCUGGGAUAUCUUGAAAUGGCUUGGCGUCGACUUGUCCCUCAAGAUCUUUACCCAUUUGGAUGAUCUUUCUGACCUUGUACGCAUUUGCUUAGUCUCAAGUUCUUGGCGCCAGUUAGUUAUUGAGAAUAGCCUCAGCAAGCAGCUGUUCUUGAGAUUGUUUCCUGAUUUAUCUGGUGCUGCCCAUUUUAUUGAAGUGAAUGGCAUGAUUGAUACUUCAACAGUUGAGUCUAGCAACAUUACGAAAGGGGAAUACCUGCUGAGGUUACAUAGAAUCUAUUUGCUGCUUGCUAGAAGUCUCAACCCUGUCACUAGAAAUGAUUGUAUUGGAGUGGCCAUUGAAGCAUCCUCCACGGAUAAUAAUCCUCUAGAAAGUAUUGAAAACACGCUGGAACCGGGUGAUAGGCUAUACAAUCGAGCAUCAUAUUGGUCCAGUUUAGGUUCAAGAGAUCCUGAUGUUCCUGAGACUUUAACUUAUGGGCUGGUCUCCAACCUAUGUGCUAUUUCUGAAAUUCACAUUCAACCAUUCCUAGCAUAUUUUCAGGAUGGAUUCCCUAUAUAUUCAGCAAAGGCUGUUCGAUUUAAGAUGGGACAUCAAAAGUUGUCUGUAAACUCGAGUACAAGCGUUUCAAAUGGUUUGGCUGUUGACUAUAGUUCAGCAAGUGAUCAUUUUAUCUGGACUUAUGUCUCUCCAGAAUUUCCAAUGGCCCAAGAAAACACGCUGCAAAUAUUUAAGCUUCCCGAGCCUGCUUUCUGCGUAGGUGGGGUUCUGCAAGUUGAACUCUUAGGCAGAGUCCAGAGACAAGAAAUGGAUGGAUUAUAUUACUUAUGUGUCUCCCAUGUGGAAGUUGUUGGUCGCCCACUCUUGCCUGAAUAUGACGUGGAUAUAAUUGACCAGUCGGGAAAGUGCAUUUUGAAGUAUUUCCCGGAGUUGCCUGAGCCCUCAUCUACUAAUGGAGAGAUUGGUCGUGGUCGUUCUCGGGCUUCUAGAUUGGUUCAGAGAGGUGUCCAUGGAUGGGAGCACAUCGUCCUGAAUACAUUACUUGGUGGACGUGGCAUGUUUGAUGAUGAUGACGACAUUGACGAAGAAACUGCAGAAUGGUAAUCUUGGAGGAGCUUAUCCUUAAUGCCGAACUGAAUAAAGUGAAUUUGGUGCGCAGGAGCCAAGUAAGUUUUCUAUAUAGCCAAAGUGUUAGGGUCAAUAGUUAGAGAGUGAAUGAAUGCGCAAAUCCUUGCUGCUGGUUCAGUUAUCUUAACAUUUUUCCUUCUGAGAUUAGUGAUAUGAGGUGGUCUUGUAGAUGCCAAAACUUGUAUGUAAAUAAUUUAUAAGCUUCAAUGCGUAUAUCACAAAUUUAAGUUGUGCUAUUUUACUCUUUCUUUUAAGUCCUGAAAUCUUACAAUUCGGGUCA
Molecule: messenger RNA, 1565 nt
Organism: Cucurbita pepo subsp. pepo (vegetable marrow)
Lineage: Eukaryota; Viridiplantae; Streptophyta; Magnoliopsida; Cucurbitales; Cucurbitaceae
Product: F-box protein At4g00755
Molecular function (GO): protein binding
Source: RefSeq, a predicted model, not a curated record